Messenger RNA from Rotaria sordida, 240 nucleotides. The record is from the annotation of a GenBank genome assembly. NCBI's taxonomy places the organism in Eukaryota, Metazoa, Rotifera, Eurotatoria, Philodinida, Philodinidae.
AUGUCGAAAGAUUUAGAUCCAACUGGUGGAAUGUUUAGUGGAACACAAAACACAAUGGUUGGAAAGAUUAAAGGUCCCGGAAAACCAGAUCCUCAAACAUCUGCUCCACCGGGUGCUAGAACUGAUAUUGUAAAUCCAAAUCAACCGGCUGAUCCAAAUCGUGAUCAUGAACCAAAAAUUGAUUUUCAAAAAGAACCAAUACCAGGUCAAGGACCUCAAUCUGGUGGCUCUCAUAAAUAA